This is a messenger RNA of Guillardia theta CCMP2712, 231 nucleotides long. RefSeq lists its product as hypothetical. The transcript has a single exon. NCBI's taxonomy places the organism in Eukaryota, Cryptophyceae, Pyrenomonadales, Geminigeraceae. The record is from RefSeq and is a predicted model, not a curated record. The annotation marks the transcript as partial.
UUCCCCAACAAUGGACCUGAGCGCGGAGAAACUCUUGUUCGUAUAUCUGGGAACGGGUUUGAGAACACCCCCUCGCUGUCCUGUAAAUUUGGAGAAACGGUGGUGUCAGCUGCUUGGAUAUCUGGCCAGCUCAUUGAGUGUUUCUCUCCUGCAAUGCCGGAGUCUACCGUACGGCUGGGUGUAUCCAGCAAUGGUGUAGACUUUUCUUACGGCUCGAUUGAUUUUGUGUAU